UGAACCUCCUUCCUUUGUUAUCACAAAAAUCACGGGACAGUCGUUGCUCGUAAAGACAGUCAUGGAGACCUGACACAGAAAGACAUGUGAUUGUGCAGAGAGCAGAAAAGCUGCUGGUCGAGCAAAGGCAAGGAAAACGGUUUUCCCGGAUGCGCUUUCUGACUGGUUUGUAUCGGUUUUCUCAAAGCUGGCAUUCCUUUGCUAUGAUCUUGUUCGGGCUGAAACAAACAAUGAUUUCUCGUUGUAUUUCUUCAUGCGGACUUUUAAAUGUAGGGCUUCGUGCUUGACUUCGAAACUUUCUUUUCGGGGUUAGUAGUCCUUAUAUUAAUCAAAACGUCUUUUAAUCCACCCCUAAAACGUUGAAUUUGAGCCCUUUGAGGAUUCGUUUGUAAUAGAGAAGCUACACACUUUCUUGUAAAAAUGACUUCAGUGCAUUUUAACCCUGGAUUAGAUUCCAAGGAGGUUAAUGGUAAUGGGGUGAAAGAGGAGGCAGAGGUGCGGAUCGACGAUGGAAAGGAAGAGACUGAAGACCCAGACACCAUGUACCAUCGUGUCCGGAAAGCUAUAGCUCCUUUUGUGAUGUCUUUUGGUUUUCGUGUCUUUGGCCUGGUACUGAUCAUCGUGGACAUUAUUCUGGUCAUCGUGGACUUUUCUAUUUCCAGCAGUGAUCGCGAAGUUAGAAAAGCAAUGGAGUCUGUUUCUCUUGUCAUCUCCUUCUUUUUCCUCAUCGACGUGCUGCUCCGUGUGUACGUGGAAGGGUUCAAGGUGUAUUUCAGCUCCAAACUGAAUAUACAAGACGCUUGUAUUGUGGUCAUUACCCUGGUGGUCACCAUGAUCUACGCAUUCACCGAUCUCUCCGGAGCCAGUCUGGUUCCCAGGGCCGUCAAUUUCCUGAGAUCUCUGAGGAUAUUGAUUCUGGUACGCGCCUUCAGACUGGCCUCUCAAAAGAAAGAGAUUGAAAAGGUCACCAGGAGAAUGGUGUCCGAGAACAAAAGACGGUACCAGAAAGAUGGGUUUGAUCUGGACCUCACUUAUGUCACGGAAAGAGUCAUUGCCAUGUCUUUUCCAUCGUCCGGGAAGCAGGCGCUCUACAGGAACCCAAUCAGAGAGGUCGUUAGGUUCCUGGACGCCAAACAUCUGGAUCACUACAAGGUGUUUAACCUCUGUAGUGAGAAGGGUUACGAUCCGAAGUUCUUCCACUAUAAAGUGGAGCGUGUUAUGAUAGACGACCACAACGUGCCAUCGCUCGAAGAUAUGCUGCGGUACACGGCCUGUGUUAGGGAUUGGAUGACGGAAGACUCCAGAAACGUGAUCGCCAUCCAUUGCAAAGGUGGAAAAGGGCGGACCGGGACGAUGGUGUGCACGUGGCUCAUCGACAGCGAUCAGUUUGAGAGCGCGCAGGAGAGUUUGGAUUACUUUGGGGAGAGACGGACUGAUAAAAGCAUGAGUUCGAAGUUCCAGGGCGUUGAAACUCCCUCACAGAGUCGGUACGUCGGUUAUUACGAGAUCAUGAAGAACCAGUACAACCGUCAGCUACCACCUCAGAAGAGCCUGAAAAUAAAGAGCAUUCGAAUACACUCCAUCGCAGGUGUAGGGAAGGGCAAUGGGAGCGACCUGAAGGUGAAGAUUAUAGUGAAGCGAGAGCUCAUCUUUCAGUGUGUUUGUGCCAAACAGCAGAACUGUGCAGUGUUUCCUGACACCGGUAACAAUGCGGUCGUCAUCAGUUUACAGGAAGGGCCUGUUGUGACUGGAGACGUGAAGGUCAUGUUUGAGUCCAGUGCUGGUUUGCCAAAGGGUUACGAGGACUGUCCUUUCUAUUUCUGGUUUAACACCUCUUUUGUUGAAAACAACAGUUUGUAUCUCUCAAGGGAGGAACUGGACAACCCACACAAAUCAAAGACCUGGGCCAUCUAUAAGGAGGACUUCGGAGUGACCUUGUACUUCACAGACCCUUGAGAAGAAAAUUCACAGAUUGUUUACUAUUUCUAGUCCUUUUGUACAAAUGGAUAUGUCUUGAGGUAUAUUUACGGUAAGCUUCAAACUGAAGCCAGUGUAAACAAUCUAACGAAUUUAAAGAUGAUUUGAAUGUGAUAAAAACAUGUAAAAAUAUUGUUUUUUUUUUCUCCCAUGCUUUUGUUUUUGUAGUUGUACUGUGGUUUCGUUUAUCUUUGGCAGCAGUAAAAGUUAUGAAGAAAUGAUACAAAA
Molecule: messenger RNA, 2205 nt
Organism: Puntigrus tetrazona (Sumatra barb)
Lineage: Eukaryota; Metazoa; Chordata; Actinopteri; Cypriniformes; Cyprinidae
Gene: tpte
Product: transmembrane phosphatase with tensin homology
Exons: 19
Coding region: 421-1956 (511 amino acids)
Biological process (GO): dephosphorylation; transmembrane transport; monoatomic ion transport
Cellular component (GO): cytosol; membrane
Molecular function (GO): monoatomic ion channel activity; protein tyrosine/serine/threonine phosphatase activity; phosphatidylinositol-3,4,5-trisphosphate 3-phosphatase activity
Source: RefSeq, a predicted model, not a curated record